This is a messenger RNA of Neltuma alba, 1220 nucleotides long. RefSeq names its product wall-associated receptor kinase 3-like. The transcript has 2 exons. Gene Ontology annotation, molecular function: protein serine/threonine kinase activity; ATP binding. The record is from RefSeq and is a predicted model, not a curated record. Gene Ontology annotation, cellular component: plasma membrane. Lineage: Eukaryota; Viridiplantae; Streptophyta; Magnoliopsida; Fabales; Fabaceae. Gene Ontology annotation, biological process: cell surface receptor signaling pathway; protein phosphorylation. Bases 6 to 1220 code for a protein of 404 amino acids.
CUUUCAUGGAAAUCUCAUUGGGCAUUUCUGUUGCCUUCCUUUUUGUCUUCACAUUUGUCUCCACAUUAUGCUGGGGACACAAGCAAAGAUCACUAAAGCAACUUAGAAGGAAGUAUUUUGAGCAAAAUGGAGGAAAUUAUAUGCUGCAGCAAAUUUAUCAACAACAAGGACAUACUGAUAGAUCCAGGAUUUUUUCUGAAGAUGAGCUUAGAACUGCUACAAACAACUUUGAUGAAAGUAGAAUUCUUGGCCGUGGAGGACAAGGCACAGUUUAUAAGGGUAUAUUACCAGAUAACACGCUUGUUGCCAUCAAAAAGUCCAGAAUAGGUGGGGAUCCUAGACAGAUUAAGGAUUUUAUCAAUGAAGUGGCUGUACUUUCCCAAAUUAACCAUAGGAAUGUGGUCAAACUUUUUGGGUGUUGUCUUGAAACGGAAGUUCCUUUGUUAGUUUAUGAGUAUGUGGACAAUGGCACCCUUCUUGAACAUAUAGACCCACUAAAGAGUGAGCACCCUCUUUCAUGGGAGAUUAGAUUAAGGGUUGCUGUAGAAACAGCCGAAGCCAUCUCAUAUUUACACUCUGCUGCUUCUAUUCCAAUUAUUCAUCGCGAUAUUAAAUCUGCCAACAUUCUAUUAGAUCACAAUCAUAGGGCAAAAGUUUCUGAUUUUGGAGCCUCAAGACUUGUUCCUCUUGAUGAAACUCAAGUUACCACCGUAGUCCAAGGGACGUUAGGAUAUUUGGAUCCAGAAUACCUCCUUACGGGUCAAUUGAAUGAGAAAAGUGAUGUUUAUAGUUUUGGGGUUGUGCUUGUGGAGCUAGUUACUGGAAAUAAAGCAGUUGACUUCAACAAACCAGAGCAAAGAAAUUUGGCUAUGCACUUUGCAUCUUCACUGAAAGAAGACAACUUGUGGGAGAUUCUUGACAAGCGAGUGUUAGAUCAGAAGAAUGAAGAGCAACUAAAAGAAGUUGCUUUCUUGGCAAGGAAAUGCAUCAGGGUUAAUGGAGAGGAAAGGCCGACUAUGAAAGAAGUAGCAACGGAACUAGAGGGUCUAAUUUCUAUGAAAAAACAUCCUUGGGGAAAGCGAGAGGAUAUGAUGUCUGAGGAAUGUGAAUACUUGCUUGGUCAUGUAACUGAUGGGUACGGAAAUGCUAGUGCUAGCACUUCAGCUGUCUAUGAUAGCAUACAGAGAGAAAUAGCAUUUGAGAUUGAAGAUGGGCGAUGA